UAAACAAAUAUGGCGCCGAAGCCGCCGAAUGCCGCCUUCAAGAAUCAUGGCUGACAUACGGGACAUAUUAGACAUAAACGAGGCUCCUGUCCCUCAGGAGCCCAUGACUAAGGAAUCUAUACUGGGUCAUGAAAAGCAUCGGAAGAAGCCAAAACCUCUUCGGGAUGUGGUAAAGAGGCCUGAAGGCAUGCACAGAGAGCUGUAUGCUUUGCUUUACACUGACAACAAAGACGCUCCUCCUCUAAUACCUUCAGACACUGUUGGGACGGGUUAUAAACAGAUGAAAGCCAAGCUUGGCAUGCGAAGAGUUAGACCAUGGAAGUGGAUGCCCUUUACAAACCCCGCCAGGACAGAUGGUGCUGCUUUUCAUCACUGGAGAAGAGCUGCUGAUGAAGGCAAAGAGUACCCAUUUGCUCAGUUCAAUAAGAAAGUACCAGUUCCAACUUACACAGACGCAGAAUACCAGCAGCACUUGAAUGUUGAUAGCUGGACAAAGGAAGAGACUGACUCACUCUUUGACCUAUGCCGUAGAUUUGAUCUGAGAUUUGUGGUAAUUCAUGAUAGGUGGCAAACAGAAAAGCAAAGAUCCAUCGAAGAACUCAAAUCUCGCUACUACGAAGUGUGUGGGCUCUUAACAAAGGCAAGAUCAACAGGGCCGCAUGAGCCAAAAGUUUUUGUUUUUGAUGCUGAGCAUGAGAGGAGGAGAAAAGAGCAGUUAAAGAGGCUGUUCGACAGGAAGCCAGAGCAGAUUGAAGAAGAGCAAAUGCUGCUUGCUGAGCUCAGAAAGAUAGAAGUCCGUAAGAAGGAACGAGAAAAGAAAACGCAGGACUUGCAAAAAUUGAUCACAGCCGCAGACAGCCAAGCUGAACCGCGAAAGCUGGACAAGAAGGCUCAAAAGAAAAAAGUGCCCCAACAGCAGGCUCGCCCGAAACCAGAGGCAGUGCCCACAUUGGACUUCACGGGAAUUAAAUUUCCGGACUUUAAAAAUAGUGGCGUGUUUCUGAGAUCGCACAGGAUGAAACUGCCCUCGAACGUCGGACAGAAGAAGAGCAAGGCGAUUGAACAGAUGCUGCAAGAGCUCGGCGUUGAGGUUAACCCCAUGGCCACACCCGAAAUUUGCACGCAUUUCAAUGAGCUGAGAAGUGACAUGGUUCUCCUCCACGAGUUGAGGUCAGCAUUGACCAACAGUGCUUAUGAACUACAAACUCUUCGCCACCAGCAUGACGCUCUCUGCCCAGGAAAGAACGUGCAGCACAAGCCUCUCCCCCUGCCGACCAGCACGCUAACCCCUCUCUGCAACACCUCUUCAACCACCCAGAUUCAACAAAGUCCAACUAAGAUACAAGGUGGGGAAAUCAUUGACGUUGUCGGCUCGCCUGGAACCCCGACUGUCGUAACACCAUCAAAUUAAAAGAUUAUCGUAGGAAUAAAAUGAAUUAGUUUAAUAAA
Molecule: messenger RNA, 1449 nt
Organism: Cloeon dipterum
Lineage: Eukaryota; Metazoa; Arthropoda; Insecta; Ephemeroptera; Baetidae
Gene: DMAP1
Product: DNA methyltransferase 1 associated protein 1
Exons: 8
Coding region: 29-1411 (460 amino acids)
Biological process (GO): negative regulation of transcription by RNA polymerase II; chromatin remodeling; DNA repair
Cellular component (GO): nucleus; NuA4 histone acetyltransferase complex; Swr1 complex
Molecular function (GO): transcription corepressor activity
Source: RefSeq, a predicted model, not a curated record